This is a messenger RNA of Parnassius apollo (apollo), 486 nucleotides long. Lineage: Eukaryota; Metazoa; Arthropoda; Insecta; Lepidoptera; Papilionidae. The record is from the annotation of a GenBank genome assembly.
AUGGCUCAACAAAAUACUACUGGUGGUGGAAAGAUGUACAUCCCUCCCGAUGAAGCACUAGAUCGUGUAACAUCUAUGUUAGGUGCAACAUGCACGGGGUUCACUGUGGAGUUUGGUGGUGAUGGGGAAAGUGAAAUGAUUCCACCAGAUGCAGUGGUGGAACUCAUGGAUUUACAACCUUUACCGGAGCAUUCAGAGGCUGUAACUAGUGAUUUGGUGAUGGGAGGUGGUGGUAGUGCUGAGUGUGGUAGUGCUGAGUGUGGUAGUGCUGAGUGUGGUGGUAAUAGUGAGAAAAUUUUCAUACCAAAAAGAUUUACUUUUAAUAAUCCUUACAAACCCGUAAAGAAACGCCAAAAACCCUCUGAAGAACUAUUACGGGCUCAGUUAAGCAAGGAAUUAGCCAUGGCUGCUUAUUUUGAAGCCAAAACUGAAGUGGUUAAACUUGAAAAAGUUAAACUGCAGCUAGAAAUAGAAAAAAUUAAAUAA